CUUAUUGUUACCUCGCGGAAAAGCAGUCAAACCAGUCAGUCUAUGACACAAAUUCUAUUCUUUAACGUUUGCGUCAGAAGGAAGAUAUGUUUGAAAAAUAGCGUGGGUACGAAGCCUACUGCUGUCGCCUGUACCACGUUACCCCGGGCGACAUCCAGGUGCGGGCCUCCUGAUCCUUGCUGAUAACAAUGUUAAUAAUUUGGACCACUGGAUUCCUGUUCAGUAUGACGUCACUUGACGCGUGCGUUAUUGGGAUGGUCGGAGAAUCGGCCGUCCUGCCGUGCGUCUACAAUGGCACGUUCGGUCUGGACAGCGGGGACGUCUCCGUGGAAUGGAGGACAGGAAGUGAACUUGUGCACACGUCAGCGCUGGGAAAGGAUGGGGAAGUGGCGCGGUCCGUGUCGCUCAGAAACGGGACGCGGCUCGUGACAGAUGUGAUUCGGAACGGUAAUGUCUCCCUGCUCGUUUCCGACGUCACCGUACGAGAUUCACAGAGCUACGACUGCUAUCUCACCCGCCCAGGUGUGAAGUCCAGCGCCCACCUGUGUACGGUGUGUCUCAGUGCUGCAGCUCACUUCACCCAUCCCGUGGUCCUGAGGCAGGGGGGGGCGGAGGGGGAGGAGGUUCAGUUUAUCUGUCACUCCAGGGGGGGCUUCCCCAAACCCAGGGUCCACUGGUUCAUCGAUGACACAGAGCACCCCCUGGUGGACACAGUGCGCACCUACAGCACCCUGCUCCCUGACUCUGAACUCUACAACAUCACCAGCAUUCUGUCAGUAAACGUCACGCAUGACAUGACUGUGUCCUGUCUGAUGGAAAACCGCCUUCUCAGUGAGAAUCUGACAUCAUUCACAUUCGGAGUCGAGGCAAGUCCGAUGGUGGGUCGGGCUUCCGAGGCCAUGUGGAUGUUCACCACCGCCUUGUGUGUGCUGGUGGUAGCACUGGUGGUUUCCGUCGUGGGGUACCAGAUCAAGCAGGACUACGAUCGCAGGCACAACCCGCAAAAACCUCAGGAGAGUGAAGACAGCAGCAUUGCCGACCAGAAAGAACGUGUCAUUCUGGAGCAUCUGAACUCUCUGACUGAGACGACCGUUUAGCCGCAUCCAGCGGCCGAACAACAGACAGGGGAGUAUGAAACAGGACCCGCGUCUCAAAUAUAAACGUUUGAAACAGCCGCUUGUUCCAUGUAGUCCUUUUACAUGUAAUAUUUAUCUACACGGUUUGUUAAAACCUUUUGAAGGCCGCCUGUCAUUGUUGAACAAGAUCCUUUUCAAAAACUCUUAGGAAUGACUACGGUCUUUAAAAAUAUUUACUCAGUUUCGGAGUCAUAGAAAGAAUGGUAUUAGAUAUCAGUUUAGUGGACUUCAGCUAUGUGUCCAGUGUUCAGAAAUGGCAGAAUAGUAGUUGCCAAAUACCCUUCCUCCAGGAGACAAGUCAUGCACAGGGCAGACAUUGGGGAAGAUAGAUCAGGGGAAAUAUAAAAGUACUAGAAUGUCCUUGAGAAUAAAUGCAAUGGAAAAAAACAAAAAACUGAGUAUUUGAAAUUGAGAAUUUUCAAAUGAAUAGUAUUUUAUUUCAGAAUUUUUAAGUAAUUAUUUGAAAAGUUUGCAGAGUAAUUCACUUGUAUUUGAGAGGACUAUUUGAAAGUACUUCUCAAUGCAAAAAUGGCUCCUCUUAUCAAAAUUCAUGGGAACUUCUGGCACUUUAUAUUUCUGUUUCAAACUACACCAAGACGCACACAACAGAUGAAGAUAUAUGGGCAGAUAUGAUCUAGUAUUGAACACAUUCUUCGGAAUUACACAUCUGUGGGUGUGCUCCGUCCUGGCUGCUUUUGCCAAGCAUAGUUUUCCAUUCAUAUUAAUGCUAAGCACCCACAAUAAUGUUCCAUUCCUGACUUGAGGCUUUUUAUGCACUCUCAACGACAAUAGACUUGAGUGCAUCAUGAGUAUUUUAACUUGACAGACAGCAUGCACCGGCACAACUCUGACAUGAGUGGGCCGCACUAAGUUGCACUGAACAUAAUUAAGUUAGGUCCUCCAAAUGCACACGUGAUCAUAUUCAGCUACAAGGCAUGACUGAGUUCAAUUAUAAAAUAAUUGCUGGUAUAUACAUACACUCGGUGUGCAUUUUAUUAUGUAUUUAUUCAAAUUAUUUUUUAGUCUUAUUAAGUCUUCUGCUGCUGUGGCCUAUCCACUUACAGUUAUGAUGCGUUGUGUGUUCAGAGAUGCUCUUCUGCAUACCACUGCUGUAAUGUGUGGUUAUUUGCGUUACUGUCACCUUCCUGUCAGCUUCGAUCAGUCUGGCCCUUCUCUACUGAACUCUCUCAUUAACAACGCGUUUCUGCUCACAUAACUGCUGCUGACUGGAUAUUUCUUGUUUUUCACACCAUUCUCUGCAAACUCUAGAGACUGUUGUAUGUGAAAGUCCCAGGAGAUCAGCAGUUUCUGAUGUACUCAAACCACCAUGUCUGUCACCAACAAUCAUUUCACAGUCAAAGUCACCGGUGUAGGUAAUAAGUAGGUGUAUAGGUGUUCCUAAUAAAGUGUUCAGUGAGUGUAUGUGAUAUAUUUAUAUGUGUGUGUGUGUGUGUGUGUGUGUGCAGAUGUGUAUGGGUCAUUAUUGUGUAUGUGACUUUUACAUUUUAUGCAAUAUUUUCCAAAAAGAGCAUUAGUUACACAUUAUUUUAUGUAUUUUAAUCUCAAGCUAGGAUCUUUCCCUGAGGGUUCAUUAAAAUGUUUUUAUGUAAAUGUGUUUUUGGGCACUAAUGAAUGUGAUUGAAUUAAAAUUUGUAGUAUUUUUUGUUAACAUAAAAUCUUCAAACUGUUUAGAAACAAUGUUCCUGUAUUGAAUUCACAGAUGUAAAUGUCGUCAUUAUUUGCUUUUGAAUGGAGUAGAGUAAAUUUAAUAGCUAAUCACUGAAGAAAAUUGUGACGCAGAAAGAACAUUGGUAUGAAUUUUCUACGGAUCAACAACAUCAUGUGCAAUGUGACAUCUGCUGUGUUCUGCUGACCUUUCCCUUUAAUUGUGAUAUUUUAUUAAAACAUAAUAAUUGUAAUAAUAAUAAUAAUAAUAAUAAUAAUAAUAAUAAUAAUAAUAAUACAUUAUGAUAUGAAUCUGGUCUUCUGAUUCUUUUACAUCCUAUUGUUAUUGUAUUUAUCCCACAUUACUUACAUGUAUGAGCUGAUAGCUGACUAAUUUAUAUAAAGAUAAUAUGACAUUCUGUGCUUCUGUUUGGCGAUUAUACAAGCCAUUUUCAGUCCUAUGUCAAAUGACAAUGUAAAAA
Molecule: messenger RNA, 3283 nt
Organism: Conger conger (European conger)
Lineage: Eukaryota; Metazoa; Chordata; Actinopteri; Anguilliformes; Congridae
Product: ICOS ligand-like
Exons: 6
Coding region: 189-1097 (302 amino acids)
Biological process (GO): positive regulation of T cell proliferation; T cell costimulation; cell surface receptor signaling pathway
Cellular component (GO): external side of plasma membrane
Source: RefSeq, a predicted model, not a curated record